AUGGAGACCCCUGAUCUGAACGGAUUAGGCUCUAUUGAGCAUCUGGAACGGACAGCUUUCGCCGCCGCGGCUGAGAACAUCACCAACUCGUCGACGAAGCAGCAUUGGCCAACAUACGACGGCCAUCCACAGCCAGUACUGCUGUUCUGCCUCUUUUCUGUCGUCCGGUAUGCCAUACGAUCUUACCAGAGACCUGCGCCCCAAGAGCAGGCCAGAUCGGCACAGCAUCUCUCGAAACGCAAAACAUAG
Sporothrix schenckii 1099-18 is the source of this 249-nucleotide messenger RNA. RefSeq lists its product as uncharacterized. The record is from RefSeq and is a predicted model, not a curated record. NCBI's taxonomy places the organism in Eukaryota, Fungi, Ascomycota, Sordariomycetes, Ophiostomatales, Ophiostomataceae. The coding region runs from base 1 to 249 and encodes 82 amino acids. The transcript has a single exon.